GUAGCUCGGGCGUUGCUCUCAUCCCUACCGUCGUACGCCAUCCUUUUCGUAAGCCAGCGCCAUGACGAUUUCACUACUCUCUUUCAAUUCCAAGCUUAUUGUUCUCCUGCUCCUCGUGGCCAUCUCCAUGCCACUACUGGAGGAGGCUCGACCACUUGGUACACGCUGUUCAUACCACCACGAUGACCUUGGCAGCUCGGUGUUGCCGUUACCUCAGACAGCCAAGGGAUCCACGUCGGAUUCAGACGACGCCCCAACCCUCCUUGGUAACAGCGGAGACGCCUCGCCGUCGUCGCCGCCGGACGACGCGCUGCACCGGCUCUCUCGCCGGCCCAGUUUGAGCGGCGGCGCGGGGCCGCUCUCGGCUAGUGGGCCAGGAGUAGGCGGGACGCGCAGACCGUCUGCUCCCCCGCCGCCCCGUGGGCCGAAGCCGCCGCACUGGCGGAGUAGCGCGAAGGGCGGGCCCAGGCACAGGCCGCUGGUCGUUCUCGUUCAUGUGUCGGACGUGCUCCAGAGGGUGCUUGACUGGCUGUUACUACUACUUGGUAGCAGCUCCGGUGCGGUUCAUAUCUCGGAUGUUGUUCGAGGUGUGCAGUCGAACCAAAUGCAGUCAUGUUGAUAAACAGCGUGUCGAUGUACCAACCACCCAUGUCCAUGUUCAAAUAAAAAAAAAAGAUGUACCAACCACCCAACAAUCAAAAUGCACGGUAAGGCAGACAUGUUGAUGUAAGAGCGUCUCUGACAAUUUUCUAAAUGAUCUCGUUAUUCCUUAUUUAUUUGGCAAAACUAGAAAAUAGACACUCCAACAGUUUAGUAAAUAGGUUGUUAUCUUUUGGCAACUUGUCAUCCAACAACAUCGCACGUCUAUAUUUUGCAACUUGCCAUCCAAAGGAGCCUUCACGGCUGGAACGAACGAGCAGCAGGAAGAGCACUUCACGGCGGCUAAGCACGACCACCAGGAGCUUCAUGGGCAGGAUCACCACUUCACAGCGGCUACCAGGACAAAUUCGAUCCCGCGAUCAGGCGAAGAGUCAUGGCGCGGCCAAGCAAACAGUUGCGCACGGGAUGGAUGAAAGAAUAAAUUAGUUGAUCUGAUUGUUGAUAUUGUAGGCCUUCGUUUUAAGUUUAUACCAAGCUCAAUUGGUAAACUGUUGGAGACAGAAAAAAAAA
This is a messenger RNA of Sorghum bicolor (sorghum), 1170 nucleotides long. RefSeq lists its product as uncharacterized. The record is from RefSeq and is a predicted model, not a curated record. Lineage: Eukaryota; Viridiplantae; Streptophyta; Magnoliopsida; Poales; Poaceae. The coding region runs from base 62 to 619 and encodes 185 amino acids. The transcript has 2 exons.